CCACUACCACGUUAGCGCUGCAGAUCGCCGCCUUCUCUCGCCCGCUGGCGCCGCCGCUGUCCUUCCCCAGCCCGCGGGCUGCGUCCAGGACCAGGAGACAGCACCCGAGCCCGCCCGAAGGGGAGGUUUGUCCAGUUCACAUUGUGACUGCCACAUAUAUUCAGAAUACCAAUCAGGCCAUAAUAUUUGGAUAUUACAGUUUCUAAACUACGAUGCCUUUCAAAAACGGGGUGGAAUUAACUGAGUUGCAGAAUAUGAAGGUCCCUGAAGAUGAUAACAUCAGCAAUGAUUCAAAUGACUCUACAGAGGUAGAAAAUGGCCAGAUAAAUAGCAAGUUUAUUUCGGACCGGGAAAGCAGGAGAAGUCUGACAAACAGCCACUUGGAAAAAAAGAAGUGCGAUGAAUAUAUUCCAGGAACAACCUCAUUGGGAAUGUCCGUCUUUAAUCUCAGCAAUGCCAUUAUGGGCAGUGGGAUUUUAGGCCUUGCCUUUGCAUUGGCCAACACAGGAAUCCUCCUUUUUCUGGUGCUUUUGAUUUCAGUGACAUUGCUGUCUAUUUAUUCAAUAAAUCUCCUGUUGAUAUGUGCAAAGGAAACAGGUUGCAUGGUGUAUGAAAAGUUGGGUGAGCAGGUCUUUGGCAUUCCAGGAAAAAUUAUUGUUUUUGGAUCUACUUCUCUCCAGAACAUUGGAGCAAUGCUUAGCUAUCUUUUCAUAGUAAAAAUUGAACUGCCUUCUGCCUUAAAGUUUCUAAUGGGAGAAGAAGAAACAUUUUGGGCAUGGUACCUGGAUGGGAGAGUUCUUGUUGUAGCUGUGACAUUUGGUAUAAUCCUCCCCUUGUGUUUGCUUAAGAAUUUAGGUUAUCUUGGAUAUACAAGUGGAUUUUCCCUAAGUUGCAUGGUUUUUUUCCUCGUCGUGGUUAUCUAUAAGAAGUUUCAAAUACUCUGUCCCAUAAUGGAGACAAAUACAACAACAAUUAUCCCAUCAAAUUUUAGCUCAGCACCUGAGUAUGGGUGUAAGCCAAAGUAUGCUAUCCUUAAUUCCAAGACUGUUUAUGCUUUGCCCACCAUUGCUUUUGCAUUUGUGUGCCACCCAUCCGUCCUUCCGAUUUACAGCGAGCUUAAAGACCGCUCGCAGAAAAAAAUGCAGAUGGUUUCAAACAUCUCCUUUUUUGCCAUGUUCAUUAUGUACUUUCUGACCGCCAUUUUUGGCUAUUUGACUUUCUAUGACACUGUGGGGUCAAAUCUACUUCACAAGUACCAGAGUAAAGGUGAUGUCCUCAUCCUGACAGUGCGAGUGGCUGUAAUUGUUGCAGUAAUACUUACGGUUCCAGUGCUUUUCUUCACUGUGCGUUCUUCUUUAUUUGAGCUGGCUAAAAAAACCAAGAUUGAAUUACACCAUCAUGUGCUGGUUACUCUUGUCCUGUUGGUUAUUAUUAAUAUGCUAGUAAUUUUUAUUCCAACCAUGAAAGACAUAUUUGGAGUUGUAGGGGUAACUUCUGCCAAUAUGCUGAUUUUCAUUCUUCCUUCGUCAUUAUAUUUAAAAAUCACACAACAGGACGGAGCAAAACAGAGUCAAAGGAUUUGGGCUUUUUUGUUCUUGGCAUUGGGAUUAGUAUUUUCCCUCGUUAGCAUUCCUUUGGUCAUCUAUGACUGGGUACACACAGGAGACAAGGCUGAAGGCCAUUAAAGUCAACCUCAUACUGCAAAUACAUUCCCAUUUGCUACUCACCAAAAUCCCUAUCAACGUGGUUGCUGUCUUUUUCGUUCUUUGUGAGUUUACGCAGAUCAAAUCCAAAUAAUGAAAUACUGGUAUGGAAAAUAUAUAUAUGGAUGUAUCUUCUUGCAGAAAAUUGACCUGUUGUCCUAACAGAAAUAACAGUUUGUCUCAUACCAUUGAAUUCUCAGAUGCUUACAUUUGUGCGGAUUCUCCGUAAGACUUCAUAGGCAUUGUCCAUUUGGUACCGAUCGUAAUGAACAUAUGUUUACUCUUCUGGCCAUGAAUUGUAUUUUUCCAUUAUUAAUCUUGUAUUAGUUAAAAUAAUAAUAUUUACUCCUUUGAAACAAGCAAUAUUUGUUUACAAUCCAAGCUCUGGAAUAAUUACCCCUCAUGAGGUCAGAUCAUACCUCCUCCCUCUCUCACCAAAACUGUGUUCUUAAACUUUGCAUUUUAGAUCUGAUUUAUUUUCAUUAUUAGUUUGUAAACCUUUUUACCUUGGGAGGUGUAGCAUUCCAGAGUGCUUGAAUGAAAAGCACAAUGAAAGCAUUGAUUGGUGUUGGAUAAUAGUAGGUCCUAAACACAGUACUACUCUUUGUAAGAUUCCCGUGGAGCAUCAGCACAAGGUUUUUUGUUUUCUUCUUGUUAUUCCUGUUGUUGUUUUAGUAGGGAGGAUUCAACACCAGCUGUCCACUCCAUAUCACUUACCUACUGUUCCUUUUGAAACUAAGCAAGAAAGAUACUUGGCAUAUACCAAUGAAUAUUUGAAACUAAGAACAGAUUAAGCUAAUUUCUUUAUGGAAAGAGUCAAAAAUACUAAUUUUCCUCAAUAGAAACCAAUAUUUACUACUACUAAAAAGAGCAUCUGCUCUUUUAA
This is a messenger RNA of Gavialis gangeticus (Gharial), 2589 nucleotides long. It is a transcript of the gene SLC38A1, whose product is annotated as solute carrier family 38 member 1. Gene Ontology annotation, biological process: L-glutamine transport; amino acid transmembrane transport. The record is from RefSeq and is a predicted model, not a curated record. The transcript has 16 exons. NCBI's taxonomy places the organism in Eukaryota, Metazoa, Chordata, Crocodylia, Gavialidae. Gene Ontology annotation, molecular function: L-glutamine transmembrane transporter activity. Bases 213 to 1685 code for a protein of 490 amino acids.